AAAAUUCGUAAAUGUGUUAACAUUGCAAUUGUUAAAGAGACCCCUAGUCUCAUUUCUUUUCGCGAAGCUAAACAUUUCGACAGUUGAUUUUGAGCCGGUCCAUCAGGGAUCGCGAGAGAUUCAUUCCGUAAAUGAGGACGUCCUACUUCUAGGUCGGGUCAACACGAGUCUCAACAUAGGCCCAAGAAAACAGCAAGAGAAUCCAUCAUUAAACCUAUCAAUUCGGCCGUGUGGAAGGAGCACUGCUCAUCACUGAAGAUUGAGAGCGUCUCGUAAAAAUCAAAAAAAAAGAACGAAGAAGACAUGGCGAUCAAUAUAAGAGCUUACUCGAGAGAUUCGGACACUAACGUCGGAAAUGCCAUCAUUCAACAGCAUCACGCACCGCCAGGAGCGCUAAGAGGAUUGCCAACUUCUCGGGAUUUUGGUGGCGCCGUUGGAAACGUUCAUCAUCCGACAGGCCAGCCGGCGGGCAGAGGCAACCGAGGCAACAACCGGAGUGACGUUUCCAUUCAAGUUGACGUCGGAUCAUCGAAAACGGCCAAUAGCGAUCGAAUGGGCCGUACAACAAAAAAUCCAAAAGUUGGAGGCGCUGGAAAAUCGGAGCAAUAUGAAACGGCCCUUUAUUCAAGAGAAGACAUUCGCGAACAGUAUUGCAUCAACAAAAAAGAAACGGAUGUGCUGGAUCGCUCGUCUCACGUGCGCCAAAGAGCCAAGGGAUUCUUCGGAUGCUUAACAAGUCGCAAGGAUCAUGGAGCUAAAAAAAAGAAAUCACGAUCGUCCUUCUUUUCUGCGUUGUGCGUCCGACGGGCGAGCGAAGAGAAUUUGUACAACGGCUGCAAUAAACCCGUAGCCAAUACAAAUCGGAGCGUCACUCUACCUGCACUUCAGCCAUUUACGGUUCCUCUUCGCGAUGAUGGCUCGAAUCAACCAGGCUUGUUUCGGAAUCGUCCUCAAUCAUUCUGUACAACUGAUCCACGCAGAUUCUCCAUGCAAACCUCAACUGCUCCUUGCAUUGUGAAUAGCUAUGCACCUCGCCAUUCUGAUCCAGAUUGGAAAAUUAGCACGUUGCCCAUUCAUCGGACAAACAGUGAUGCUCCAAAUGAAAAUGAAAAUUACGGAUCUAACCAUCCGUUCCGGUAUGGUGGCAGAUUGGCCUACACACAACCAAACACGCCUGAACUAUCGGCUGCACUUUACCGGAGGCAGGUCAUGUCCAGCGAGGCCCUUUUAGAUGAUAGAAGAUCUACCGGUUCGAUUUCGAAACAUGUCAGUUUCGAUGCUUCGUCUCCUUGUUCAGAAAUUUACACGUCAGCCGUUCCAGCAAAUGCUUCCAAAAGCCAGGAACGGCUUUUAGACGGCCGUAAAACUCCUGAGCCAUUCAUCGAAUCCAAAAGACAUCCACAUCAGACAGCUGCAUUUUCUCCAGUAUUGGCUCGUGCCAUCCUUUUAGAGAGAUUGCGCCAAGCGUCGAUGCGAAGCCAGGCCACGCAAACGGAAGGUUAUUAUAAUUCAACGACGUCACUCUCCUACCCCAGUUGCUAUAGUGGCGCAGGAUCGCAAGUGUCGAUUCCGGGAGCUGUCAGCACAGUCACACGCCAAGUGCAGACGAACUUUGAACCGCGUUCAUCUAAAGAAACAAAACGAUUAACAAGAAGCUCGUCGGCUGUGGAUCAGGACGUUGAAGGAGAAAGAGAAUGUCAGAAAACAGAGGCUGAAUUCCAGCCAUUAAAACGUUUGCCGGAUGAACUAAGUCAAUCUCAACCGGAAGAAAUUGGAGAAUAUAAAAAGACUCCAUCACCUGACCGAGGGUCGCCCAGCACGGGUAAACACGUGCGUUCCAGCAGACGGAGACAAUUGUUGAAAGCUUUAUCGGAAGGAACGAUCCUGCUGGAUCGUAAACGUGCCCGACGUUUUGCUUCCGGCUAUGUUGAAGUUAAUGUUCACGACAACGAACGUUCGCCCGUCGAAGAAGUGGCUGGCAGAGUCCUCGUUCACGAUCCAAUGCGCCACGGCUCCAGUGAGGAUGGAAGUUUCGACGAUGAGGAGCUUUUUGCUUCGUCGCUUCCGCUGAAAGGAAAAGCCACAACUUCCUCGCAAGAUAUCAACCGCUCGUUGGGUUUCACUGACGUGGAAGACGUUUGGUCUGACUCGGAGCAUCCGCCAGACGGGCAAACGGAAGACGUCACCUCUACGUCUUUUCUUCAAGCGCAGAAAUCCUUCGACUCGAACGCCUCUCUGCCGGACACGGCCGGCAACUACAGCGACGAGUUUGGCAGCACGUCGCAAGUGACGGUCCUCCAGCCGAACUCGUCCUGUGUAGGUCCCAAUGAAAAGGCAAAUAAUUCGUUCGUUGUCACGUGCGAUUCAGAUUUGGAUGCACCGCGUCCGCCUACACCACCACCUAGACGCCCACCAGCCACAAUCGAUCCAGCGGAAGCACUAGAAAUGGAGAAGGAAAUUAUGGUCCAGUUUCCUCCAUGGCCAGGAUCUCAUGACACUGAAGUGAUCCCGGCCCCGCCCAGUUUUGCUUGUUCUUCCGCCAAUUCGUCUCUUCAUCCGGAAGAUGAUGAUGAUUCAAUUCCUCCUCUCCUACCCCAAGACGUUGAAUUAUCAAACAAUCAGAUGAGUCAACGCGUUUUAUUGCGUCACAUGAAGAACGGAUCGAAAAGCAUGUCUGAGACGAUUACAUCCGUCGAUUCGGAUUCUUCCGGUCGUCGAGUGACCGAACAUGAAACGUCAGCCAGUUCUGAACCUCUCAGUCCGCCUGUCAGCGAGCUCAAUAGUCCUUUGCAAGCGGAUAUCAACAGCAAACCGGCUGGGUUGGAUUCCACCGAUACGAAUUCGGACGCGUUUUUGACGGCCCUGUCGGAUCAUUUGACGACGGCCGGACUGACGGAAGUCUACAACACGGCGAUGGAGCGCAGUGAAAGGAGCUUCAGAGAAAGUGACACUUCACAUAACAGCACUCUGAGAAUGGAUCAUUCCGGCGUUCAAGAAUUGCCCUACGAAUCUCCUCCACCUCUCGAUGGGCCUCCUCCGUUGCUGACGUCACCGGAUUCAAACAACGAUGGGCAAGACAUUUGCCGAGAGAGUUCCACAUCCGGAAGCUAUAGCCUGGAAGCUACUCCUUGCGCUUCACUUAGUCCGAUUGCUGGCCUCGCGGCUGUAAUGGAUUCAACAAAACAAACUUCGAAUCCGGAAUCUGUACUAGUUUCCACUCAAGAGGGCGCUGUUGCCAAGGCAACCGAUCGAAAAACGUUGAGGGAGACAAUGAAAUUGCAAUUUCCGCCGGGAUCCAGCAUGUUUUCUUCGACGGCUUCGCCUUCCACUCCGACCAAAUCUGGGGCCAGCGGAAGACGUAAACAUUUCACGCAACAGCAAUCGACCAAUCAGCACAGUUCGACUGAUUCGGAAGACAAUGAUGAAGCCGGAGAUCGUUCCAGCCGGAAGCGGAGGUCGAACAAGAACAAUGUCGCCACAGAGCCCGCACCUGAUGUGGUCAAACGUCCGUCUUCCAAGCACAAGAAAACGCGCAAUCGAGAUCCUAUCACUCCGAACAAUUCAUUUUCUAUUCCGGAUGGAUGUGCCAAAAAACGUGAUUCUCAAAUCGCGGCGGAUGUUACGACACCCGGAAUGGUUCGCAGUCCAGCAAUGCACGAAGGCUUCCGAUUGGCGGAUUGGGACGUUGCCGCACCGCAAAUAUCGCCUCCGGCAAACGCGGAAUUAUCGGAUGAACACAAUUAUUUCACUCUGCAACAUCCGAGCGAGUCUUCCCUCCACGAUCCGGACAAUAUGGCCGACAUGGUUGGCAAAUCGUGGAAUUUAACGGCCCCAUCUCCAUCGCACAAACAGAAUUGCGAUUCCAUUCGAUCCGUCAGUCCCGGAAGCGACAAUGUCUUUGUUUCUGAAACACCAGCUGAGAUAUCUGGCAACGGUGGAGUACCUCCUCCGCCGGAAGGUUUUGCCGAUUCACCGGCCAUUUUGGCACCUGACUGGAAUUUAACUUCCAAGACGCACGGCAGUCAGGCGGACUCGAUCAGCUGUGACAAUCAAGAAAUGAGCAAAAGGAAGCGGGAUUCCGGCCGUAGCAAACGGACCAAGAGUUGCACAUUACCGGCGGGCAAUUCGAGCGCAUCGGCCUUGUCAGCCGAAACGGCUGAUUCGUCUGACAAUCAAGUCCCUCACAGGACCGUUUCCACCAUCGACAUGUGGUAUCCGGAGACUCAACUGCCGCCCAAAAGGCAAUUGACCGUUCGUGCCAAGUCGGAAGAAAAGGAACGUUUUAAUCGACCUGUUAGACGGAACUUGAAUCAUUUAAUCAGAUCCGUCGAGGCCAGCUGGGAUUCUCUCGGUUCUAAAUUGAGUUGCGACGGAACACCUUUAGAUGAUGAAGACGCAGGUAUUUACAAUGCGAGCUAUCGGGCUGGUGCGUGGGCAUACAUCGGCGAGACGGAAGAGCUGCAAGUCUGGCGCCGUUCCCAACCGCAGACGCCGUUACAAGAAACCGACGAUUCGUCGACGGCAUCCGAAAAAGACUUCCGCCGUAAAUACACAUCCAUCACACACCGCAUGGUUCACCGCAAGUCCAGCGUGGAAAUGUUCAGACGGCUCGCAACCAGCACAUUCGAUCCAACCACCGACUCAAGUGUCAGACACUCUUUACAAGAUAUUUACCAGUUGAUGUUGAUGAUUUGGUGCCGAGAGAGUCUGGCACUGCGCAGACUAGCGGACAUUCGUCCAGGCGAGUGCGAUAAUGUCGUCCUGGUGAAGAGAGAAUCGGGCGAGUUUGGAUUCAGAAUUCACGGUUCUAAGCCGGUUGUUGUGUCAGCCAUUGAGCCUGGAACUCCAGCUGAAUUGUCUGGAUUGCAGGUGGGCGAUAUCCUCAUUAGUAUCAACGAUGUCAACGUCCUCGAUUCGUCUCAUUCGGAAGUUGUACGCAUCGCCCAUACAGGCACAGAUGAGCUGAAGCUUGAGGUGGCAAGAACAUGCAACAUCCUGUCAACGAACCCCAUUUUGGCUGCAGACCAAUCAACAACUGAUGGUUCCCAGGGAGGCAACACCACUGACAACGAGUCUCCCAUUCUGGUGGGUUACCUGUGGAAGAAGAGCCAGUCAGCCAGCCGGGCUGACGAGAGCAGCAACGUUUGGUACAGGAGAUGGUUCGUCCUCAAGAGAGACAACUGUCUCUACUACUACAAAAACCAAGAUAGUUCGCAGCCAUUGGGAGCCGUUUCUCUUUUGCACUACACGGUGACUCGUACAUCGUUUGCCGAACGACCUCACGGUUUACUGUUGAGCAAAGGUGGAACUAUACGACAUUGGCUGGCAGCCGAAUCUACGGAAUCGGUUGAACUGUGGCAUUCCGUCUUCAAUCACGCUUCUAAAGCCGCCGUCCAGGAUGUUUGGCUGGAGAUGUGCGCCCAGAACAUCCAAUUGCCGCCGGCGUCGAUGGCAUCGCCCGACUGCGUCGGCCAUCUCAUGAAGCUCGGUCACCGGGCCAAGGAAUGGCAGCGUCGACUCUGCCUUCUCAAAGACGCCUGCCUCUACUUUUACGUCGACAUCAACGUCUCGUCUGCCCUCGGAGCGUUGCACUUGCACGGUUACCGCGUCCAGGCCUCGGGCACGACGGCCUCGAGCGGUGAGCGACGCAAAUUCGCCUUCGAACUGUUGCCGCCUGAGCCGCGCAUGCGCCAUUUCCACUUUUACACCGACUCGGAGAACGAUCGCAAACGGUGGAUCGCCGCUUUGGAGUACUCGAUCGAUCGAUGGAUCAGAGUCGGCUAGUCGUCACUUUGAAAUACCAACCCCAAUGAAUAUAUAAAUAACUGCGUUUACAUCUAGAACGGAAUUUCGUUCAUUUUUACACAACUCCUCUAGACCUUCUUUUUUGAUUCUUCCUCAUGCGUGUUAUUUCUCCUCUUUGUAAAAUGCAAUAGCAACAACAACGGUCGGCUUCGCUAUUUUCUCCUCGCAACCGCAGACAACAACGUGGGUGCCAAAACAGAUGUUCUCCUAUAUAAAAAUAAUCCUCAUUGUUUAUUAUUUAUUUUUUUAUUUUUUUUUAAAAAUUAUUUUUUUUUUUUAAAUUCUAGUUUGGUUUUGCUCGACGAACUCCAGCCCCCAAAAGAAGAACAACAAAAAGUUUUUUUUUUUUCAUUCUUUUAUUCGAGGUAAAUAAUGACGUUUUUUUUUAUUAUAAUUUUUUAUUUUCAUGGAAUUAUCGACCUCCACCAGGUGUGUCAAUUUACAUAAAAGAUGGAAAUUUUUUAUUAUCUUUUAAAAGACGCGCACAACAAAACUGUGUCAAACACAAACGGCUGUUAGUUUCACCGUUUACCCCACCACAUUUCUUCUAUUUGUGUGUUUGAAUGUUUGAGCGUGAUUCCCGAAAAAAAAAAACAGCUCCCGAUCCCCCCCUUAAAAGAUUAUUUAUAGCGAUGAUGAUUUCAUAAUCAUUCAGUCAAUGACUUGUGUGACAAUGAUGGACGGGAAAGAGAAUGAGAACAAAAAUAAAAUUCAAAAAAAAAAAAAA
Messenger RNA from Daphnia carinata, 6532 nucleotides. RefSeq lists its product as uncharacterized. NCBI's taxonomy places the organism in Eukaryota, Metazoa, Arthropoda, Branchiopoda, Diplostraca, Daphniidae. The transcript is spliced from 21 exons. Bases 304 to 5784 code for a protein of 1826 amino acids. The record is from RefSeq and is a predicted model, not a curated record. Gene Ontology annotation, molecular function: protein binding.